AUGGACAUAUACAGAGACAUAAACUUAGCAGUACACUUUAUAUCCAGGAGUACUAAAGUGUCCAGGAGACUUAUUCAAGUACUUAUAAGGAUACAUAAUAAGAAGAUUAUAAAGUUAUCAUAUGAAGUAAAAAGGGCUAUAUGUAAGUGUUAUACUAUUAUGAUACCAAGUAUUACGUGUUACAGUCGUGUAUCUCAUGAAACAGACGGGUAUUAUUUAAUGCGGGUGUGCGGUGUGUGUGGAGAAAUCAGUAAAAUGAGAAUGGGUGCCAAGAAAAGAUUUUAUAAUGGAGGAGAAGAGGAGACUAACAAAGAAAGAGAAAAAGGAGUUAAAGUAUUUAAGACUUAA
Nematocida parisii ERTm1 is the source of this 348-nucleotide messenger RNA. RefSeq lists its product as uncharacterized. The transcript has a single exon. Gene Ontology annotation, biological process: RNA processing. NCBI's taxonomy places the organism in Eukaryota, Fungi, Microsporidia. The coding region runs from base 1 to 348 and encodes 115 amino acids. The record is from RefSeq and is a predicted model, not a curated record.